Molecule: messenger RNA, 738 nt
Organism: Cinclus cinclus
Lineage: Eukaryota; Metazoa; Chordata; Aves; Passeriformes; Cinclidae
Gene: C10H2orf72
Product: chromosome 10 C2orf72 homolog
Exons: 3
Coding region: 1-738 (245 amino acids)
Source: RefSeq, a predicted model, not a curated record
AUGGCGGCGGCGGACCUGCAGGAGCUGCGGGCGCUGGUGGAGCGGGCGGGCGGCCGGCGGGCAGUACUGCUGGUGGCCGAGGUGGCGGAGGGGGCCCCGGCGGCGCCCGCGCUGGCCGCCUUCGCCCGCGACCUCCUGGGCGACGAGGCGCCGAGCACACCGUGCCCGGGGCCGGUGCCGGGGUGCCGGGCGCGGCGGACGGCGGGCGGCCGGCGCCGGGCGCUGGGAGCGCGGCUGUUGCUGGUGCUGUGCGGCGGCGGGGCGGCGCGGGGCCGCGGGGCGCGUACCCGCCUGCGGGAGGUGGUGCGGGACGUGCGCGGCCGCCUGCCCGCGGGGCCGCCGCCCGCCGUCGUGGGCGUCCUGCUGCCCGGCGGGGACGGAGAGGACGCGGCCGUGCUGGACGCGGCGCUGCGGCGGCACUUCCCGGCGCCCGGCACGGUGCAGGCGGCCCGGUACAGCCCGGGCAGCCCCGGAGAUUGCCGCGCCGCCGCCUGCCGCGCCUUGCGGGCCGCACUGCAGCACCCCACAGAAGACAUGAAAGAUAGGGAGAGGUGGAGGUUCCCAUCCUUCCUGCAGUGCAUUUCUUGGAACCAGAGGAACUGGAGAAAAGAUUACAAAGCAAAAGCUGAAAACAACAUCCAUGAAGAUGACCUCCAGGACCCUGAGGAAGAAGUGGCUCUGGCCAGCCUUUCCCCCAGCGGAAACUGUGAAGAAGCUGCUGGAGGCACAGGCACCUAG